AUGGCUCACAAAACCUGGAUUGUUCUCGUUUCGUUCGCAGCUUUCCUCGAUUCGUUCCCGUGCUCGGCGACCGACCCGCGGAUCGUCAAAGUCGACAUCGAGCUGAACGAUGUCCUCUCCAUCGACGACAGAGCUGGGAAGUUCUCAAUUAAGUUCGAGAUGCUCUCUGAAUGGUCCAGGUCAGCAGCGAAUGAUUCUUCCGAUGCUCCGAAUUACUUCGAGCCCGAAAUCUUUCUCGACACCGAAGAAAACCUCAACUCUAUCAGAAGCUUCACCCAGACCACUAAUGAUGGACGUGUGCAACAGCUGCGAGUCUUGACUUCAACGUUUCUAUGCGAAAUGGAUUUUUCGUGGCUCCCCAUCGACGAACAGAAGUGCACCAUAACGAUCCGGAGUAGAGUUCACGACAAGAAUGAGCUCAUUCUUAACUGGAUCGAUGUCAUAGAGAAGCCGAAGAGGAGCGCGGACAAGAACUUCACCAUUAAAAAAGUCGAUCAAUCCGCGGACGAGGAGUGCUUGCAGAGAGCGGACUCGACCGAUUACAGCUGUUUGCGUCUCACGUUCGUUUUCCUUCGGAAUUAUAGACCUUACUUGAUCUCGUACAUGUUACCGACUGCCGUGUGUUCCGCGGUGGCUUGGCUCACAUUAUUCGUCCGCUCUUCUAGCCUUCGCAGUUUGAUGACAGCACUCACGAUACUCGCGACCGGAGGUUUUACCUACACUACUUAUCUAGAGUUGCCUUGCUCACAUUGCGCGAAGUUCCUCGAUGUCUGGACUGUUCUGGUCUGUGGUUUGGUUAUUGUAUGCUUCCUUGAGUUCAUUGUGGUGCAAAGCGCUUUCAAGCGAAUAGUCUCAGGUCGGAAGAGAUACACAAUCAAUGAUUUGAAACCGAACUGUGUCGAUGGUCUCUUCCAGAUUCUAGUGGGUGCAUUCAUGAGUUUUUCGAUCGCAUUUUAUUUCACUUACAUGUACGUUGUUAUCAAUGGUCGGGUGAACGUCUUUUGA
Molecule: messenger RNA, 1005 nt
Organism: Galendromus occidentalis (western predatory mite)
Lineage: Eukaryota; Metazoa; Arthropoda; Arachnida; Mesostigmata; Phytoseiidae
Product: glutamate-gated chloride channel subunit beta-like
Exons: 1
Coding region: 1-1005 (334 amino acids)
Biological process (GO): monoatomic ion transmembrane transport
Cellular component (GO): membrane
Molecular function (GO): extracellular ligand-gated monoatomic ion channel activity; transmembrane signaling receptor activity
Source: RefSeq, a predicted model, not a curated record